Hirundo rustica (Barn swallow) is the source of this 2383-nucleotide messenger RNA. Its product is annotated as beta-1,3-galactosyltransferase 2-like. The record is from RefSeq and is a predicted model, not a curated record. The transcript is spliced from 9 exons. Gene Ontology annotation, molecular function: N-acetyl-beta-D-glucosaminide beta-(1,3)-galactosyltransferase activity. Bases 1249 to 2337 code for a protein of 362 amino acids. Gene Ontology annotation, cellular component: membrane. NCBI's taxonomy places the organism in Eukaryota, Metazoa, Chordata, Aves, Passeriformes, Hirundinidae.
AGUGACUUCCAGGGGAUAUUCCCCCCGCUGGAUCCCUUGGCAGCUGGCUUCUGCCUCGUUCGCAAUAAAAAACCCCAAACCUCUCAUGUACUGGGCAAUCAAACCAUUAACUCCUAGAAACCACAGGAACUUUUUGAAAUUAUCCUCAAAGAUGAUCAGUGAACCAGUGAAGGAUUUAAUGGAUCAGUGAGGAGGCAGUAUAAACUAAACUGGUGCAUUCUCCUCAAUUCUUGAAGUCUGGGGAUUAAAACUGCGUGAUUCUGCUGGGAUACAAAUGCAUAGGCUCAUGAGAAAAGGAAGAGGUAUUCUUUCUAGAGGAGGAUCCUUCCUCAAAUUUCAUGACAGGAUGGUACUUGAACAGAAUACUGUUACCACAGGCUCAGAAGAGAGGCAGAGGAGAUCAGCCCAGGUCAAGAAAUGGAACACGAUGGUGUGGUUUUGAAAUAGUUAUGCCAGAGGACCAAACACCUUCACAUCUGGAUUUACAAAAGCCUUUUGCCAAGUUUGAUGAUGAGAGGGAGAUAAGAAUCCACUGGAGAGAAUUGAGAAGGAGGAAUGAGAGUGGUUGGAGUGGUUCAGCAAACAUGUCAAGUAAUGUCUGAGAAGGGACAAGAGAAAAGUUAUCACAGAGAAAACUAUUCUUCAAGAGAAUGCACUGUUGGCAGCUGGAUAAAGCCGGGUUCAGUCACAGUCAUACAGUCAAAGAACACAAGAAGGAAAUACCCAAAGUCAACACAGCACAUGUAGGAAGAUCAGGCUUCACAUGAAGCUGAAAACCAAGAAGGAAAGAGGAAAGUGUUGGCUUGCAAAACACAUGGAAAUGUGUCACAAUGGUGAUCGGCCAUAAACUCCUCUCCUUGUCCAUCUCCUUCUUGAGAAAAGCUGCUGCCACUGACUCAUAGGACCCCAGCACAGGAGCAUUAAAGAAGCCCUGCUCCAUGUCACACCUCAGCAGCACCUGUUUAGAUGAGCUUCCACGGAAGGGUUGCCUGUGUUCUCUGGGAAGCCAAGUGUUGCAAGAGCAAGAAACUACUAAAGAAGAAACUACUAAAGAAUCCACCAAAAAAAUACCACGGUUGUAUGACUGGGAUGAAUGUAGUUUCAAAGAUGAUGCAAAAUGAAAGGAAUCCUGAAGAAUCGGAAGCCUGAAGGCAGCUUUUAUCUUCCUGUGUCACAGAAGAAAACAAUUACAAAUUAGCUGCUCUUCUGACAUCUGUGCUUCCUGUGCAUCCUCUCACGGCUGCCAACAUGAGCUACUGUAGUGGAUUCUUCUCUCCUACAGAAUGCACCAAGAGACAUUUUUUUCUGGUUUCCACCAUCUCUUUUACAGCAAUAUAUUUGAUUUCCUAUUUUUAUACUUCUUAUUACCUUGCUGCUCUACCUAAAAGUGAUGAUCCUCACGUGGAAAGUGAAAAGAGUUUACUUGGCAAAAUAUUAACAAAUUUCAAACAACUCUCAGGGAAAGAAAAUGGAGAACUACCACCUGAAAAUGAGCAAUCAGGGAAUAAAACACCCGCACCUACUACAACACAGUCAUUUACGUUCAUUAUUAACGAAGAAGAGAAGUGUAAAGAUAAAACCCCUUUCCUGGUAUUGCUGAUAUCAACAACAGCAGCUGAACUGCAGCACAGAAAUGCCAUCCGAAAGAGCUGGGGGAACGAAACUGCGGUUCCAGGCGCUGACAUUGUUCGGCUGUUCAUGCUUGGCAUCGAGACCAAGGGUGCCAACGAGGGCGUGCUGCUGAGAGAAAGCGAGCAGUAUCGCGAUAUUAUCCAACAGGACUUCCUGGACACUUACAACAACUUAACUCUUAAAACUAUGAUGGGCAUGAGGUGGGUGGCCUCUUACUGCAGUGGCACGAGGUUUGCUAUGAAGACAGACAGCGAUGUUUUUGUCAACACGAUGUACCUGAUUGAAAAGCUCCUCAGGCCUCUCCCACCUCCCACACAGAAUUAUUUCACAGGCCAUUUAAUGAAAGGGCACAGCCCUAUUCGGAAUAAAGGCAGUAAAUGGUACAUAUCAGAAGAAGAAUUCCCAGGUAACAAAUUCCACCCUUUCUGUUCAGGAACUGGCUAUGUCUUUUCUGGAGACCUGGCUGCAAAAAUUGUCAAUGCCUCUUUAAUGAUUAAAUAUAUACACUUGGAGGAUGUUUACGUAGGGUUUUGCCUUAAUGCAAAGGGAGUAGAAAUAGUACCACCUCCUGAUUCACUGUUUAACAUACACAAGGUCCCAUUUUCUCCUUGUGUGUACAAUCGUAUUAUUACAUCUCAUCACAUUCAGCCACAUGAGCACAUAUUCUAUUGGGAAAUACUUCAGGAGAAGAAACACACAUGUUAGAAAGAGAAAGGUCCAUCCUGGAACAUCCUAGGAACUUUCUCUAACA